Cyclopterus lumpus (lumpfish) is the source of this 2359-nucleotide messenger RNA. RefSeq names its product ras-related protein Rab-11A. NCBI's taxonomy places the organism in Eukaryota, Metazoa, Chordata, Actinopteri, Perciformes, Cyclopteridae. The transcript is spliced from 5 exons. The record is from RefSeq and is a predicted model, not a curated record. Gene Ontology annotation, biological process: exocytosis; melanosome transport; neurotransmitter receptor transport, endosome to postsynaptic membrane. Gene Ontology annotation, molecular function: GTPase activity; GTP binding. The coding region runs from base 117 to 764 and encodes 215 amino acids. Gene Ontology annotation, cellular component: axon; transport vesicle; postsynaptic recycling endosome.
GAAGAAGAAGACAACCCGGAAGUGCGGCUCCCAAACAGACUCCCGUAACGAGUGAAGCUCCGCGGAUCUCCUCCUCCCGUGAACGGCCGUCACACACCGGACCUCCCGCUGCGACGAUGGGCACCCGAGACGACGAGUACGACUACCUGUUCAAAGUGGUCCUCAUCGGGGACUCCGGCGUGGGCAAGAGCAACCUGCUGUCCCGCUUCACGCGCAACGAGUUCAACCUGGAGAGCAAGAGCACCAUCGGGGUGGAGUUCGCCACGCGCAGCAUCCAGGUGGACGGCAAGACGGUGAAGGCCCAGAUCUGGGACACGGCCGGCCAGGAGCGCUACCGGGCCAUCACGUCUGCGUACUACCGCGGGGCGGUUGGGGCGCUCCUCGUAUACGACAUCGCCAAGCAUCUGACCUACGAAAACGUGGAGCGCUGGCUGAAGGAGCUGAGGGAUCACGCCGACAGCAACAUCGUCAUCAUGCUGGUGGGCAACAAGAGCGACCUGCGCCACCUCCGGGCCGUCCCCACCGACGAGGCGCGGGCCUUCGCCGAGAAGAACGGUUUAUCUUUUCUGGAGACGUCGGCUCUGGACUCCACCAACGUCGAGACGGCCUUCCAGACCAUCCUGACAGAGAUCUACCGCAUCGUCUCCCAGAAGCAGAUGUCGGAGCGCCAGGAGAGCGACAUGUCUCCUAGCAACAACGUGGUGAACAUCCAGGUGCAGCCCACCGAGAACAAACCAAAGAUGCAAUGCUGUCAGAACAUCUAGCCCCGCCCCCCCCCCCCCCCCCCCCCCCCACACACACACACACACACACACACACACACCUCCUUUAAACCCCGCCCCUCAGUAAAUAGACUGCCUCCGAGGCUGUGACCCGGACUCUGUACCCCCCCUCCCCCCAGGUACAUAUAUCCUAGUACAAGAAGUCACCGCAUGGGGUGACCCCCCCCACCCCCCCACCCCAAGCAGAGCCCCCCUGUCGUCAGGCUACUGCAGGACAGCAUUUCAUAUCACUUUAGAUUUCAUUACUGUAGAUGCGCUGACGUGUCACGACAAUGUCUUAAUAUAUGAAUGUGAUUUUGUUUGUUCUUCAUACUUUUGUGCUCAUUUCUCCAUAUUUUUAUGAUCUCUCUCGUUUCAUAACAUCUACUUUGAGGUAGAUGUGAAUUUAAAGCACAUCAAAGUGUACUCCCAUUUAUAUAUACAAGCUCUGUCAAUUUAGGCUCCGCCCCCUCUCUUUAGUGCAAUGUACUGUUUUUGGAAAAUCAAAACCUUGUGAUUGUAUUGAGCGUCACGCCGUUUUGAACGCGGGACCUUUUUUAAUUUUUUAUUAUUUAGUCUGUUUAUUCGUCCGUAUUUGACGACAACUAUGCAGAAACGAGCACGUGGCCGGUCGUGUUUCUUCGUGCAAAUGAAGGAAUUAAAACCACAGCGAGAGUAACCGAUGUAGUAUUAUCUUGGCACGCGUCCACAGGACUGUAGUUGGGAGGAAGUAGGAAGUAGGAACACUCCCGAGCGUGAAACCGUCGCAGUCUGGCGCCCUCAGUAGUUCAUCACGCUUUCUCGUUUUAGGAUCAGAAAUCAAACCGCCGUGUUCAGCCCGGCUGCGUCUCGAACGUUUUCCUCGACUCCUUGAAGGGUUCGAAUGGAGGAGUCGAGGAAACACUUUUCAGCCACAUUGUUGCCAAUGUCUGGUGGCGGUGCCUCUCCGUUUCACCGCGCGUCUCGUUCCCUCGCCAUCGGACCCGCCUCCUCCUUGAACCAGUAACCCUUGGCCCCGCCCCCCCCCCAUCACGCCUACGUACACCGAGCUGCCUCUGACUUCAACACAAUGCAUGACUUUCUGUUACGACUGCAACUCUGUGUCGUAUCGCCUUUUUAUGUAGCGAACAUUUCCUGUCCUGUGAAAUCUACUGAGGGCUAGGCUAUGUUAAGCUAGGCUAGCUAGCAUGACAAGCUAACUAAGCGUGUGAAGCCGGGCUGGCGGCGCCAAUGGCGUUUUCUUCCCCCUGGAACAGACGGCGCCGCCAGCCGAGCCGCUCCGGACUCGCUUAGCUGGCGAUCUGUGGACGAUUUCCUCUCGUCUGGAAAUAUGAUUUCUGAACCUCCGUUGUUGUUGUUUUUAAGACGUGUAUUUUGUUUUAUUUUUUACUAUAUUGAACUCUAUAACUGACUGUAAUUCCAGUGUAAACGUGUUCAGAGUGAAAUUAUGACAUUUCAACAGAUCUGAAGAAGUUGAAUGUGAGAGGGGGUCAAAACGAAUGCUUUUAUGUUUUGUACAGAUUGAUAAAUUGUACAAUUGUGUCUAUAUCUUAAGUUAUCAGUUCAUCUUAAUAAAGCGCACCAGUCAUAAACCUUUA